This is a messenger RNA of Abrus precatorius (Indian licorice), 1757 nucleotides long. RefSeq names its product probable protein S-acyltransferase 16. Bases 133 to 1011 code for a protein of 292 amino acids. Lineage: Eukaryota; Viridiplantae; Streptophyta; Magnoliopsida; Fabales; Fabaceae. The record is from RefSeq and is a predicted model, not a curated record. The transcript has 7 exons. Gene Ontology annotation, molecular function: palmitoyltransferase activity.
UGUUAGAGAGUACAAGUCAGCAUCGUCAUCAUCAUAAUAACCACGCACCAAACUUCCAAUUCGGAGCGCUCUCUCUCGCGCAUUUGCGGAGACGCCGUCGUUUCGGCAACGCCGGUGCCUCCUCCGAUCCAAAUGGCCGAAAAGACGAAGGCGCAGCAGCAACGGAGCUUCACGUUCUCGCUUCCAGUAAGCAUCGUCGUUUUGGCCAUCGCGUUCAUAUACGCCUCCACCGUUUUCGUCUUCAUCGACCGUUGGCUCGGCCUCUUCUCUUCGCCGGGUAUCAUGAACGUCGUCGUUUUCACGGUACUCACCUCCAUGUGCGCCUUCACUUAUCGCACUGCCAUUUCCUCGGAUCCGGGUCGGGUCCCCUCCACCUACGUGCCCGAUGUCGAAGACGUUGAAAGCCCCAUCCAUGAGAUCAAACGCAAGGGUGGAGAUUUGAGAUAUUGCCAGAAGUGUAAUCACUAUAAGCCUCCUCGUGCACAUCAUUGCCGGGUUUGUAAAAGAUGUGUUCUUCGAAUGGAUCAUCACUGCAUUUGGAUAAAUAACUGCGUUGGCCAUGCAAACUAUAAGGUCUUCUUCAUUUUUGUCUUGUAUGCUGUAAUUGCCUGCAUCUACUCCCUGAUCUUACUUGUGGGUAGUCUAGCUUAUGUUGGUAUUCAGGAUGAAGAGAAAAAUGGAAGCUCUUUCAGAACUGUAUAUGUUGUCUCUUCUCUCUUGCUGGUCUCCUUAUCCAUAGCUUUAUGUGUGCUUUUUGGGUGGCAUAUCUAUCUCAUUCUACAUAACAAGACCACGAUAGAGUAUCGUGAAGGAGUGAGAGCUUUGUGGCUAGCAGAGAAAGGUGGGCGUAUCUAUAAACAUCCAUAUGACAUUGGGCCGUAUGAGAAUUUGACAUCUGUUUUGGGACCAAAUAUCCUUAGCUGGCUGUGGCCUACAUCAAACCAUAUAGGUUCUGGACUUAGGUUCCGCACAGUCUAUGAUCUCACACAAGGGACAUCAACAUCGAAAUGAGGUUUUGACAUUUCUUUGCAGUGAUCAUUUGUAAUGUUAUUCAUAUUAACACUUAUGACGAAUGGUUGAGUGAUGACAGUGCUGAAUGACUGGUAAUGUGCUAUCUCUGCUCCGAUGUAAACAAAGUAUAGGCUUUUUUAAUAUGUUGAUCACCCACAAUUGCCGAAGUGUAGGUGUUCAAGAGCUGUUUGCUGCAUAUACCUGAAGGAAUUGGCAAUGUAAUGUGUAUGCCCAUGUGGAUAUUGAUAAAAGAAAACACUUUUUCUGCCUACUUUCUCUCAGCUCUUUUUGCCGACACAAUAGGAUUUCUUUCUUGCCUUCCCCUUCUUCCGCUCAUUAGGUUUUGGAUGAUGUGGGGUUACAGCUAUUGAGUUCUGCUGAUAAACCAGAUGUACAAAGAUUCUGAAACCAGCUCAUCAAAAGGAAGUGUCAUCAAGGGUUUCUAAACCUCUGAGAAUUGUAUUUUUGUAUUCUAAAAUUGUAUUUUCUGUAUCUUAAACUUGGAUCAAAUAAUAUUUGUAUUUUCCAUUUUUUUAUUGAUUGAUUGAUUGUAAUGCAAUUUUUCUUCAUAAAUUGUGUCAGCUAGUUUGUUCGAAAUGGGGAGGAUAUGAAGUGGACUAGUCCCUGCAUUCUUAGCGGUGGCUACCAUAAGGAAGGGUUGAUUGGGAUUUGGGAGGUGCUUGAAGAAGGGGAAGGGACAGAUAUAUUUUCAAAUAAUAAAAUUAUAUUUCCGAGUGAGUAGAUUG